This is a messenger RNA of Exophiala spinifera, 1638 nucleotides long. RefSeq lists its product as uncharacterized. The record is from RefSeq and is a predicted model, not a curated record. Bases 1 to 1638 code for a protein of 545 amino acids. Lineage: Eukaryota; Fungi; Ascomycota; Eurotiomycetes; Chaetothyriales; Herpotrichiellaceae. The transcript is spliced from 5 exons.
AUGCGAUUCACACAUGGCUUUACCUGGGCCACAGGCCUCUGCCUGUCCCUGUCGGGCAUAACGAGGGCGGCCCAGCUGUCCUCCAAUGCCCAACAAAUGCUCGACGAGUCGAUGAACUUCAUGGACCUAAUUUACGACGCAGACAUUGGGUACCUCCACUACUUUUACUAUCCACUCGCCGCGGGGACACAUGAGACUCGAUCCUCAGCCUGGUAUGCGGCAGGACUCUUGCAACGCAAUCAGAAUGACGAUGCCGAGCAAGGCAUCAAGAUCCUCCGUAACAUCAUCGGGUCGCAGCACAAGGAUCCUACGACAGAAUGGUAUGGCGACUAUCAGUACUACCCAGAAGAGCCGACCGUAGGCACAGAUGCAUACCCUCCCGCGCCGUACGGCAGCUUUGAUCCCAACUGGCGGAAUUUCAUCGGCACCGCACUGAUUCUCAUCUACGAGGAGUUUCAGUCGUUGCUCCCUAACGACCUCCAGCAGCUGAUCAUCGAGAGUGUAUACAACAGCACCGUGGGCGACACUUACCGUCUGGGAGGACUGACGUACGGCAAUCUUAAUCCUGGCUACACCAACCCAUCAACCAUGCGUAGUAUUCAGGCAAGCUGGAUUGGCCGCAAGCUCAACAAUGCUAACCUGACCGCAUUCGGCGAGAAUUGGGCGGCCCAGGUCAUCGAGCUGUUCGACCGCAAUCUCACUCUUUCCGAGUUCAACAGCGCGACCUAUACCGGGGUGACCCUCUACGCCUUGACCAUGUGGGACAAGUACCUGCCUCCGGACUCGAUCAUGAAGCAGAACGGGGCGCGUAUGAUCAAAGACACUUGGCUUUCUCUGGCCGAAACCUACCACCCGGCCAUGAAGAAUUUGGCUGGUCCAUGGGAUCGAUCUUAUGGUUAUGACAUGAACCAGUAUUUCAGUCUCCUCGCACUCUACCUCUGGACUCUGUUGGGCAAAGAGAACGCCCCCGUGUACGACAAGUCCUGGUCCAUGGCUCACGCUGAUGACCUGGAAUACGCCCCGCUCAUGGCCAUCCUUGCGUCCCACCACGAUGCGCUUGUGCCCACCGAGGUCAUCGAGCACCUUACUACUUUCCGAGGUGAGCAUACAUAUGUCACGUCGGCAUACGCGCCUCCUGGCGACGCAGUGCCCCGGAACAUCACCUCGUGGGUCUCUGACAACCUCACCAUCGGAGCCAUGUCGUUCCUCGAUGCUCCAGGCGUGAUGGAUCAUUCCCAGCAGUGGAACGCCGCUGUCGUGCAGUGGCUCCGCUUCGAUAACUCAGUCGGCUUCUUCACCCUGGCAGCAGGCGACCAACAUGCCAUGGACGUCGAGGUUGGACCCAACUUCCUCAAUCUUACGUACCCGCACGGAAACUCCACCAGCACAUUCGAGUUCAUCCUCGCCACUAACCCGUGGGGCGCAACCCGUGACAUACCCAGCCUCGACAAUGUCUCGGGCGUGGAUAUUCAAGUGAUCGGCGGCUCCGUGAAUGCCACGCCUGUUGUCAGCUUCUGUGGCUUAGCCGGAGGGGCUUGUUCUCCUCGAUUCAACUUCGAAUUCUGGAACUACACGUGGACCAUGCCUGAGGACUCGACAAGCCUGCCAAGCGUCUCCUUUGAAAUUACGGCCACAUGA